This is a messenger RNA of Drosophila erecta, 551 nucleotides long. RefSeq lists its product as uncharacterized. The record is from RefSeq and is a predicted model, not a curated record. Lineage: Eukaryota; Metazoa; Arthropoda; Insecta; Diptera; Drosophilidae. Bases 115 to 495 code for a protein of 126 amino acids. The transcript has a single exon.
UGUAGUAGGCCGUUAGAUACACUCCUAAAAUGAAAACUAUGAGAAGUUUAUUUUACUUACGUUGGCCAACCUAAAUUUUAGAAGUAUUUCAGUAACGCAUCCACCUAUCGCACAAUGUUCCCAGGUCGGGUUCUCAUCGGAUUCCCGAUAUUCGAGGGCAAGGCGCGGCUCCAGCAGAGGCGACGAAUGUCGGAGCACAGGCUCCCAUUGCAUCGCAGGCCAGUGCCCGUGGAGCUCCAGGAGCGUAAGAGUUCGUGGACCGAUCUGAAGAGGCCGCCCUUCCUGCUGGUCAAGAGCUUCCUGAACUUGCGCCACAUGGACGCCGACUACGGGAGGGAUAUCAUGCGAGUUACGGACGAGCUAAGUUUCCAGCCCCACCGCACCCUCUUCAUCAAUAUCCUGCGAAUGCCGCAUCGUCCGUUCUCGGACACGGAGCGAUUCGCGGACAUGGCAGAUGCGGAUCCGCUGGCUUUGGACCCGGGUUCAAAGCCGUGAGUGUGGGUGAUAGCGUUUAAGUGGAAGAGCAUGUUUUAAGUAUUUUAUAAUGAACG